Pollicipes pollicipes is the source of this 8500-nucleotide messenger RNA. Its product is annotated as otoferlin. The transcript has 42 exons. Gene Ontology annotation, cellular component: membrane. The coding region runs from base 1 to 6546 and encodes 2181 amino acids. Lineage: Eukaryota; Metazoa; Arthropoda; Thecostraca; Pollicipedomorpha; Pollicipedidae. Gene Ontology annotation, biological process: plasma membrane organization. The record is from RefSeq and is a predicted model, not a curated record.
AUGUCAAUUAAGGUGGUGUUUCAUUCGCUGGAGGGCGUCACUGCAAAAGGGGAGAAAGCCAUCGUGGUCAACUUCCGAGGUCAGAGUCGGACUACAGCCCCCCUGGGAGAUCACGCCAUCAUCGAGCAGGAGGUGGAGUUCAGCCUGGACCAGCCGCUGGACCGGGACGCACUCCUGACCCUUGAGGUGGUGGCCAGGAACCGCUAUCUCCAGAACAGGAGUCUCGGCGGCUACGGCCUCGUGCUGCAGCGCCUGCUUGAGGACGGCUAUGUCAAGGUCAACGACUACCUCGUGGACAGCAAUAACAAGAUUAUUCAGGAGGUGGAGUUCAGCCUGGACCAGCCGCUGGACCGGGACGCACUCCUGACCCUUGAGGUGGUGGCCAGGAACCGCUAUCUCCAGAACAGGAGUCUCGGCGGCUACGGCCUCGUGCUGCAGCGCCUGCUUGAGGACGGCUAUGUCAAGGUCAACGACUACCUCGUGGACAGCAAUAACAAGAUUAUUCAGGCUCGCAUCCGUCUGGAGGUGCUGUACCGGCCACCGGGUGAGGCACUGACCUCUUGGCCCUCGGUGACGGCCACCCUGGUGGAGGACGACCAGCAGAUGCUGGUGGACAUCGAGCAGAACAUCGCCAACCUGGAGCGCUCCUUCUGCGACCGCUCGUCGUUCAGCGGCUCGCCACCGACGCUGGGCGACCCCCAGAGUCUGGCGGAGCUGCCACCGAGGCCGGCCAGCGCCUGCUCACAGGCCUCGGACGACAGCGCCCUGUCCGUGGCGGCCAAUACCAACCGGGUCAGGAGGCGACGCGACACCAUCAUGCGACCGCCGGCCACGCUGCGGGCGCAAGACUAUCAGGUAUGCGUCACGGUCAUCGAGGCCCGACAGCUGGCCGGUCUCAACAUGGACCCCGUGGUCUGCGUCCAGGUCGGCGAGCAGAAGAAGUACACGUCCGUGAAGGAGAGCACCAACUGUCCGUACUACAAUGAGUAUUUCGUCUUCGACUUCCACAUGGCACCCACGAUGCUGUUUGACAAGAUCAUCACCCUCACCGUGCUGCAAUCGCGAAAUAUUCUGCGUGCCAAUAAAGUAUUGGGCAGUUUCAAGCUGGACAUCGCCACUGUCUGGGCUCAAACAGACCACCAGUUCUACCACAAGUGGGCACUGCUGACCGACCCGGACGACCCCUGCGGCGGCCCCAAGGGGUACGUCAAGUGUGACAUCAGCGUCAUCGGCAAGGGUGACACAGUCAAGGCGCCCACGAGAACCGACAAGGACGAGGACGACAUCGAGGCGAACCUGCUGUUGCCGGACGGGGUGACGGCCGAGCGGCAGCGGGCACGGAUCGCCGUCACCAUCCACAGUGCCGACGGCCUGCCGCGCAUGAACUCCUCGCUCAUGGCCAACGUCAAGCGAGCCAUCACGGGCGAGACCAGCGACCUGGUCAACCCGUACGUGCGGGUGUCCUUCGCCGGACUGACGGGCCGGACGUCAGUGAAGAAGAGCUGCUACUCGCCGCUGUGGAACCAACAGAUCGUCUUCACCGAGAUGUUCCUCCGCUCUGCCAAGCGCAUCAAGAUCCAGCUGAAGGACAUGGACAAAACCGUCAACGACACGCUCAUCGACCACCAGUUCUACCACAAGUGGGCACUGCUGACCGACCCGGACGACCCCUGCGGCGGCCCCAAGGGGUACGUCAAGUGUGACAUCAGCGUCAUCGGCAAGGGUGACACAGUCAAGGCGCCCACGAGAACCGACAAGGACGAGGACGACAUCGAGGCGAACCUGCUGUUGCCGGACGGGGUGACGGCCGAGCGGCAGCGGGCACGGAUCGCCGUCACCAUCCACAGUGCCGACGGCCUGCCGCGCAUGAACUCCUCGCUCAUGGCCAACGUCAAGCGAGCCAUCACGGGCGAGACCAGCGACCUGGUCAACCCGUACGUGCGGGUGUCCUUCGCCGGACUGACGGGCCGGACGUCAGUGAAGAAGAGCUGCUACUCGCCGCUGUGGAACCAACAGAUCGUCUUCACCGAGAUGUUCCCUCCGCUCUGCCAGCGCAUCAAGAUCCAGCUGAAGGACAUGGACACCGUCAACGACACGCUCAUCGGCACACACUUCCUCGACCUCAAUACCAUCAGCAACGACGGCGAAAAGGGUUUUCUCCCUACCUUCGGACCUGCUUUUGUUCACUUGUAUGGUUCUACUCGCGACUACAUGUUCCCGGGAUUCGACGAGCAUUCAUCACUCAAUAACGGAAUAGGCGAGGGGAUCAGCUACCGGGCCCAACUGCUCAUCUCCGUGAGGACUGACGUCACUGAUGUGGUGGAGCCGGCGCCGUCAGAAGUCGAGGUCGAGCCGGCGCCCGCCGUCAUAGAGAGCCAGCUGGGCAAGCUGGAGGAGUUCUUCUUGUUCGCCUCGAUCCUGGAGGCCACCAUGAUUCCCCGCCGGCUGGGCGAGAAACCAAUCCACUUUGAGCUGAGCGUCGGCAACGACGGCAACACGAUGGACGGCCACAACCCCAGCGCGCGCAGAGAACGGGUCGACGAUGACGUCGGGCUAGAGAACAUUGUAACAGACACGCCGCCUUACCAGUCCACCUCGUCGCCCAUCAAGCCCAUGAGCUACGACCGCACCUACUACUUCCUGCCGUACUGGGACAACAAGCCGUGCUUACACGUGCGCUCUGUGUGGCACGACCACCGACGCCGGCUGUACCACUCCAACCUGCUGGCAAGGAUCGCUGAGAAGCUGGACGAGUGUCUGUCGGAGGCACAGGAGAUGGUGGAGGAGGAGGACCCGGGGGCAGAGACCUGCCUCAAGGCGUGCCUGGAGCAGCUGUGCACGGACUGCAGCCGCUACGUCUCCGUCAUGAGGUCGUCCAGUACGCCGGCCAGCGGCCGCACGCGCCUGGACAAGGAGCGUGUCCAGUGGUGCCUGCAGGAGCUGGAGGCCAUGUGCGACAGCGCCCGCCGUCUGCGGCUGCUGAUCACGGGGACGAACGUGAAGGAGAAGUUGCGGACCGCCCACUCCUUCCUGCAGCGUCUCCGCUUCCUCACCGAGGACCCUCAGCACAGCCUCCCAGACGUCUUCAUCUGGAUGGUGUGCGGCGGCAAGAGAGUGGCUUACCAGCGCCUGCGGGCCCGUAACCUGCUCCACUCGCUGGUGGAAGAGGAGGCCGGCCAGCACUGCGGCAAGGUGCAGACUCUCUUCCUCAAGCUGCCGGGCAAGCGCGGCCAGGGCGCCGGCGGCUGGGUAAUCCAGGCCAAGUUGCAAGUGUACAUGUGGCUGGGCCUGACAAAGCACAAGAGCACCUUCUACGCCGGCCUGCCGCGCGGGUUUGAGAUGUCGCACGAGCUGCGUAACUCGGACCGGCCCAACGCCAUGCCGCCGGCCUCGCUGCGCUACGUGGAGCGCCAGACGUUCCAGCUGAGGGCGCAUGUGUACCAGGCGCGCUCUCUGAUUGGCUCCGACUCGUCCGGCCUGUCCGACCCGUUCGCCAGGGUCGUGUUCGGAGAGCACAGUCGCACCACACAGGUGAUCGACGAAACGCUGAGCCCCACCUGGGACGAGCUGCUGCUGGUCGAUGACGUCACCGUCUACGGCAGCCCCGAGGCGAUAUGCCACGAGCCUCCCACCGUGGUGGUGGAGGUGUUCGACCAGGAUAAGAUGGGCAAGGCGGAGUUCAUCGGGCGCACCAUGGCUCGUCCGCACCUGAAACUGCUGGAUGAGCCGUACGAGCGGCCUCGGUUCCCGCCGCCGCUCGAGUGGCACCAGCUGGUGCGAGGCACGGAGACCGCCGGCGACCUGCUGGCCGUCUUCGAGCUCCUCCAGGUGUGCGAUGAUCCGAGGGCAGGCGACAUCCCGGCGCCGCCGCCGCCCAAGUACCGCGACCCGAGCCGCGACACGGGCCCGAUCAUGCCUAUUCCCAAGGAGAUCCGACCGACUCUCGUCAAAUACAGGAUCGAGGUGCUCUUCUGGGGUUUGCGCGCGCUCCGCAGAAUCCACUUCCUCACGGUAGACAGUCCGCGGGUCGACGUGGAGUGCGCCGGCCAUAUCCUGCAGUCAUCGGUCAUCCAGAACUACAGGAAGAACCCCAACUUUCCAUCGCCUGUGAAAAUCAUGGACUUGGAGCUGCCGGAGGAAGAGGUGUACUGCCCGCCCAUCACUAUCCGCGUGGUGGACUGUCGCAGCUUCGGCAGGUUCACGCUGGUCGGCACCCACAUCAUCGGCAACAUCCACCGCUACAUGGUGCGGCCACAGCCGGCCGUCACCGCCCCGGCGCGCGGCUCGGCCGUCGGCAAUCAGCUGUUGCCGCAAUCAGCUGUUGCAUACGGUGCGGCGGCCGGCGGCGGCGAGUACCGUGUGGAUGGCGAGAAGAGUCCGCUGCUCCAGAGGGAUACACUCAUAACCAUCGACUAUGGCUGCCGGAACGGCGGAGCCGGCCACCGGGUGCUGGCAGCGCCCGUCAAGCGGAAGCGACGGGAGAAGCCCAAGCACCGGCGCCGCGGGUCCCAGUCGAGCGACGAGGAGGAAGGCGAGGGUGCCAGGGACUGGUGGACCAAGUACUUCGCCUCCAAGGAGCUGCUCAUGGAGAGUGAACGUCUGUGCCGGGCUCGGUUGCUGGGGGCGGAGCCAGUCACGGAGGCGGCCAGUCAGGCACCGGCCGCCAAGCCGCGCCGGGUGGGCUUCAAGGGCGCUAGCCAAGCGGUGAGGCUAGCCGCCCGCAUCAGCCCCAAGUUCCGGCGGAAAAACAAGAAGUCUACCGCCCUGCUGCAGAUCUACCAGUGCGAGCUGGAACAGGUCCCAGAGUUCGGUAGCUUCCGCGAGUGGCUGCUAACUUUCGACCUCUACCGUGGCAAGAAGGCGGACGACUUCAGCGACGACGAGUCCAGGAUCGUCGGCAAGUUCAAGGGCUCGCUCAAGAUGUACCGGUGGCCACCGGCGCGGGACUGUGAGUCGAUGGUGGAGCGCUCGGGCGACCCGUACAAGGGCUACUUCAGUGGCCUGCCGUCCAACGAGCCGAUCCACGUGCUGGUGCGCGUGUACGUGGUGCGCGCGCUCGAUCUACACCCCAUGGACCUGAACGGCAAGGCUGAUCCCUAUAUCGUCAUGCAACUGGGCAGCAAGAAGGUCAGCGACAAGGAGAACUACCAGUCCAAGCAGCUCAACCCCGUGUUCGGCAAGUGUCUGGAGGUGGAGGCGACGUUCCCGCAGGACUCGAUGCUGGUGCUGCAGGUGCUCGACUGGGACCUGGUCGGCACCGACGAGCUGAUCGGCGAGACGCGUAUCGACCUGGAGAACCGCUUCUACUCGCGCCACCGCGCCACCUGCGGCCUCGACACCAAGUUCGAAACGACGGGCUACAACGCCUGGCGGGACCCCAUGCGGCCCACCCAGAUCCUGCACCGCCUCUGCAAGGAGAGCAAGCUGGACGGGCCGCACUACCAGCGUGGCUACGUGCGCAUCGGGAGCCAGACAUUGGCAGUGCCGGCACCAGACGGCACCCACCCGGAGCACAAAGCGGAGGAGCCGACGGAGGAGGAGCUGGCGCUGGCCGCGCUCCAUCAGUGGUCGGAGGUGCCCCGUAUCGGCUGCAACCUGGUGCCGGCCCACAUCGAGACCCGGCCCCUCUACAACCCCGAGAAGCCGGGCAUCGAGCAGGGAAAGCUGGAGAUGUGGGUGGACAUGUUCCCCAUGGACAUGCCACUGCCGCCGCCGCCGGUGGACAUCGCGCCGCGCAAGCCUAAGUCCUACGAACUGCGUGUCAUCAUCUGGAACACCGACGACGUGGUGCUGGAGGAUGACGCCUUUUUCACCGGCGAGAAGAUGUCGGACAUUUAUGUCAAAGGGUGGGUGAAGGGCCCCGAAGACUGCCAGUGCACCGACAUCCACUACCGGUCGCUGACGGGUGAGGGCAACUUCAACUGGCGCUUCAUCUUCCCCUUCGACUACCUGGUGGCUGAGGAGAAGAUCGUCAUCUCCAGGAAGGAGUCGCUCUUCUCCUGGGACGAGUCGGAGUGCAAGAUCCCCGCCCGGCUCGAGCUGCAGGUGUGGGAUGCCGAUCACUUCUCUGCGGACGACUUCCUCGGCCAGAUCACGCUCGACCUGAACCGCUUUCCGCGCGGCGCCAAGUCCUCCAAACACUGCACACUCUCGCUGCUCAAGAACGACGGCUCCGUGCCCAUGGUGUCCAUCUUCAAGCAGAAGCGCGUCAAAGGCUGGUGGCCGUUCUACGUGAAGAACAACAACGAGGAGAUGACGCUGACGGGCAAGGUGGAGGCGGAGAUUCACCUGCUGACCUCCGACGAGGCCGAGCGGUCCCCGGUCGGCAUGGGCAGGAACGAGCCCGACCCCCUCGACAAGCCCAACCGGCCUGAUUCGUCAUUCAUGUGGUUCAUGAACCCCAUCAAGUCGAUUCGCUACAUCGUCUGGCACAACUACAAGUGGACCAUCGUGAAGCUGCUGCUGGUGCUGGCGCUGGCCAUCCUGCUGCUCCUGUUCUUUUACAGCGUACCUGGCUACUCCGUGAAGAAGCUAAUGGGAGUGUAAUGUGCGAGCCAGCUGUGGGGUUUCGAACUGUGGCGUUUCGCUGUGGUCAACGCCAUCGACGGAUAGCGCUGGAGUUGCAGUACGGCUGGUAUAGCUGGCACUCGCGCAGGUACCUUGACGUCUGGUGGCCGCCCACCACCAGCCAGCUUCUACGAAGAAAAUGGAAGCCACGACAGCUCCAAGGCUGGAGAGUCUCCACUGCUGGGUGACCUCGCAGGUGUGCUCGAAGCUCCGUGAUGGCGACAUUCAAUGACAGUCACAUGCUGGUGCACACAAACAAUGGAGGCUUGGGAGCGCUGUCCUCAGUUUUCAUCUGGCCGUGAUGGUUUGUAGCUGGUGGGAAUUAUUCGCGGACAGACACGGGGUGUACCAGUCUCGACAGCUUCUGUGACCUCAACCGAAGAUUGUGACAGAUGUGAUGCUUUAAUUUGAAAAACUGACCUGUUCUUAUGCGUGGCCAUGGACACACCCUCCCCUUAUUCGCAGCACUAGCCCAGCCACUUCGAAUUUCCAGUGAAAAUUACUGGAUUGCAUACCAGCGCGUACUCAUCCACCCGCGAACGGCUCACUUAUGGCCGACACCCUUUCUCAGCUUCCGGAUGAUGUUUUGCUGCAUUUUAUGUCAUAGUCCACCAUAGUUUCCCGUCAAUCUAUACCUUUUCUACCAUGGGUCCACCGGUCAGUAUUAACGCAUCGCGUUUUUGUAGGUAGGUAGGUGGUGCAGUCUGCUUCACCAUCCCUGCGACGCACUUGGCUUCCCUUCCCCGUCAUGCCUUCUUUGGUUUGGCCUUGGCUGCAGCAGUUUACCGCCCUGGGUCUCCCAGCUCUCGUAGGUAGUCAGACAUCACGUGCGUGUUUCCCUUAGUCUAUAGCUCCCUGCCGGCCCUCUGGUCUCCUGACCCCAAGUAGGGUAUGUGCAGACACCCAGUGGGUGCGUCGAGCCACAUGCGCCAACGGUAAGAGCCCCGUAGUGGUCCUGGAAGCUGAAGACAAGAGUCACAGUCGCGGUCUGAAGACAAAUGCUGCAUGAGUCGGCGGGUUGGGCCGGCCUGAGCUCAGAGCUUUUGUGCACGGAUUGCACAAUGGCAUACACAUGAUGACAGUCUUUCGCUUCUAGUUAGCCUGCUUUUAGAUAUACUUAAUUAGACGACCAAAGCUUGGAUUUAGCUGUUUGAGGUAUCGUACCCGCUCAUUAGUACUUCACUGGGGUGGUCAUCUUUGCAGGUGCGUCACGGCACCGACGUGUAUUUUUAGUCGCCGUGGGUGGACGUUAAUAGUUGAACAUCCUCUCGAAAAUGCCUUCGUGUCGUAUCCCUGUCUGUACUUUAUAGCGCGUAUGAUAGAUCGCAAAUGGAGAGAGUAAAUGUCCGGUUUGAAUGUCGUGGCGUGUAGAAGUGUUCUCAGGCAGCCGGCUUUUGUAGUCCAUGUGUGUUGCUGUCAUCAGUCAAACAAAGUUUUAGUCGCUGUUUCAUGCUCGAUACCGCGUGGGAUCGUCAGUGAUGCUCGGCUUGUGCUGUUCGACCAACGCUUUUUUGCUCACAAUUUCAAACGUUUGCAAGACGAAAGUUUCGUUUUCCAAAGUUUAAAUUUCGGCCGCUUAACAGCAGCCGCUUUCAAGUCACAAACUACUGGAUAUUUGUCACAGGUCAUUGGGGUAUGCUGACUGCGUGGUCCGAAUAUUCUGCUACUUCUGAAAUGGCCCCUUUGACCACAAUCACUCAAUAUGCCAACACGCACUUUUCCAUAUGCUUGAUUUAGAAUGCCUUCACCGUCGUGAUUGUGAGACAUGAUUGAAGAGAUGCGCGUGUGCGAUGGGGGUCGGUUGUUAUCCUGUAUCAGACACGUCAGGACGCUUUCGCGUGCGUUUCCGGGCACUAUGAUUCGGUCUGGCAUACACCUUUACGUCCCAUCCGAGCGCGCGUGCGAAACUGUAUGCUUACGAGAAAUACAUCCC